Gaeumannomyces tritici R3-111a-1 is the source of this 1460-nucleotide messenger RNA. RefSeq lists its product as hypothetical. The coding region runs from base 124 to 1113 and encodes 329 amino acids. NCBI's taxonomy places the organism in Eukaryota, Fungi, Ascomycota, Sordariomycetes, Magnaporthales, Magnaporthaceae. The record is from RefSeq and is a predicted model, not a curated record. The transcript has a single exon.
GACCCACCAGAUGAACCGCUCCCGCCGUGGAGCACCACAACGGAUUCUCGAGGUUGGAUUUGUGACAAGAUACCCCAGGACCGCGCUUGAUUCACACCCAGCGCACAUGCAGCAGCCUUCGACAUGACAACGAGCUCAGAAGAAGACGAGGACCAGUACCCCACCCAGCUCGGCGGCCAGUCGGACGACGAUGAGGUGAACUUUGCCUACUCGUCCACCGAGACCAGCGACGGCGGCAACGGCUCCGGAGACGACGACGCCGACAACGACGGCGAUGACGACGACGACGAGGCGCCACGGCCCCCGCCGCCCUUCCAGCACAACUUCGCGCCGCCCUUCUACGGCCGCCCGCCGACGCCGCUGCCCCCGUCGCCGUCGCUGACGUCUCUGCUGCGGCCGUCGCGGCCGACCACCCCGGACGCGUCCGACGACGAGCAGCCCGAGAACCCGGUGCCGCGGGCGACCCCCCAGGUGCCGACGUACGAGUACUACGGCUUCGUGCUGUACCUGCUCUCGUCGCUCGCCUUCCUCAUGUACCUGCUGUGGAGCUACCUGCCCAGCCCGUUCCUGCACGCGCUGGGCAUCUACUACUACCCCAACCGCUGGUGGAGCCUGGCCGUGCCCAGCUCCAUCGUCAUGUCGCUGGUCUACGUCUACGUGGCGCUGGCGAGCUACAACCUCGAGGUGCUGACGCUGCCGCUGCGCUCGCUCGAGACGGUCGUCGACUCGGCCGGCAAGGUCGCCGUCGUCGACGCGCGCGGCAGGAUCAAGGGGCUGAACAGGGACCGGGUUGCAGCGGCGGCGGCGGCGGCUGCGGGCGGAGGAGGGGUCUCGGGAGCGGGAGCGGGAGCGGCGGCGACGACGGCAGCGGCGAGGAGCAGCAGGAAGCAACAGGACAAGGCGGACGGCGCAGCUACGGCGGCGGCGCCAGGGCCUGGCAGGAGGAGGAAAAGCACAAUUGGCCUGCCGGGGCCUGGCGAGCUGGACUGGAGGAACAUCUGGAACAUUGGCACCGACGCCGUCAUGGACGUGCCGUUGGCCGGAGUUUGUGAGAUUUUGUACGGGUACGGGUACGACGACCACGGCGAUGACGCGCUGGGGUAUGCACAAUAGUAGCAACACGGUCGGUCGUUUUGCUUGACUGCGAGCCGCAAGCGCUCUUUUUGCAGCGUGGACAUCUACCACCUACACCUAUACCCAAUCUGAUAUUUGUCCUGGGCGGUGCGCAAGCCACACAUGCGCAAGGAGCUGGCAAGAGCUCCCGCCACAGUGCGCGUCAAGCCACAUAUUUGACGCGACUUCGAAAAUCCCAAAUUGAGGAAGCGCCGCCCACUCCACUCCACUUGAUCUUCUGGGGGCCUGGAAUGGGAGGGAGCUUGGACAGCCAAAGCAGUGCAAAGCAAACAGUACCACCGCCACCAUAACCAAGCAACGAUUUAGCUCACACCCCAGACCACACA